Messenger RNA from Clunio marinus, 1030 nucleotides. Lineage: Eukaryota; Metazoa; Arthropoda; Insecta; Diptera; Chironomidae. The record is from the annotation of a GenBank genome assembly.
AUGUCAGAUUUGCUGUAGCUUUUUGGAACCUAUUUACGGCAUAUUUUUGAGUUAAACUUAGAUAUUAUUGCAAAGUGUUUCUAACAUAUUGUAUUUGAUUCAUUUUUCAAUAAUAGUACAAGUAACAGAUAAUUUAAUAUUGCUUAAGGAUUUCAAAUAUUGUGGGGAAAGCUAUAAACAACGAAAAAAAUCAAAUAAGGUACCUACAUAGAUUCCAAUAGAUUCCGGACAUUUAAUAUGAGUCUACAAGGAUUUGAAAGAGAAACUGAUAUUGAAGAAAGACGUAAAAAACGUCAAGAAGAAUGGGAAAAGGUCAGAACUGGUGAUCAACCUGAAAUGGCUCCUGAGGAACCUUAUGAUGGAAGAUCUCUAUAUGACCGUCUAAAGGAACAACGUGAUGCCAAAGACCUUGAAUUUGAAGAAUCCCGAAAAUUUAAAAAUAUGAUCCGCGGCCUUGAUGAUGAUGAUGUUGAUCAUUUAAAUGAAAUCGACAAUAGAAAAUUACUUGAAGAGAGAAAACAAAAAGAAGAGGAACUUAAGGAGCUCAUUGAUUACAGAGCUAAAGUUGCUGAACUGCAUGAGUCUCAAGCACUAUCGUCAGAUCAAAAGUUGCACCAUCAAGUGUCAAAACCAAAGCAAAAAGAUUCUUUACCACAACCUCGGUCAUCUCAAAGAAACAUUUUAAAAUCAGUAGUGAAACGACGAUCAGAACAUGCUGACGAAGAGCCACCUCGUCAAAUGCUAAAAGUUUAUCAGCCGAGUGCUUUAGUGUCUGCUGCAAUCCUUCCUGGAAUUGGUGAUUACAAAUCAAGUGAUGACUCGGAUGAAAGUUCGGAGCUUGACACUGUCAUUAAUGAUAAAACUGAUUUAACUGGCAGACAAAUUCGCAAAAAGAAGGAACAUGAAUAAAAAUGUAUUUUAAAAUAUUAAUUAUUUAUAAUUAAUCUUCUAGAAAGUUUUAUCUGAUAAACAUGAAUGCAUUAAUUAUAAGAAAUAAAAUUCAUCUUCCUUAAAUUCUGAAAAUUCAAUA